Molecule: messenger RNA, 2312 nt
Organism: Chara braunii
Lineage: Eukaryota; Viridiplantae; Streptophyta; Charophyceae; Charales; Characeae
Source: the annotation of a GenBank genome assembly
GCUUAAGGACCCGCUUUCACAAAGAUUGACCGCGGAGCAUGCGCAUGCGUUGGAGGGGGCGAUGGCUAUGGAUGACAUGUACGGAGGUGAGGGUGGUGUCCUGCCGGAUGAGCCUGUCAAACAGACACAGGUCCCUGCCACAGACCAGGGCAGAGGUGAUGCAAAUGAUCGUGUUGAGGAGCUGCCAGUGCAUACACGUGAUUCAAAUGAUGGGCGCGAUCGCUUGCGGUCACUCGUCGGUAUGACGGCUCCAGCUGUUGGGGGAGGGGCGACAACGACUCCUGGCAGGCAGGUUGCAUCCACAAAUGUGGCGUUGAAAGCGAGGCAGUCGACCUUGGAUCCUUUCAUAGGGAACAAGGUGCAAAAGGAUCUCGAUCGUCUCUUGGCACUUGCCAUGUAUCGAGGCGGUGUUUCCUUCAACUGGAUGCGGUUGAAGGAGACGCAGGAUUAUUGGGAUUACAUUGUCACACUCUUGCGUGCAUCCAUUGUGCCAGUGCCCCAACUGCUGACGUAUGAGGGACUCCGAACAAGGAUGCUGCACAUUAUCUAUCACGAGGUCGCAACACUCAUUGCCCCGAAGAAGGCAAAGCGGGCGGACACCGGAUGCACGGACAAGACAGGCGUCAGUUUAGCGGACAUAUGGGAGAGUGUCAUACGGGAUGACAUUGGGGUCCACAAUGUGAAUGCGAUUUGCACUAACAAUGUGGAGGUCAUGAAGGCGGCGGCCGAUGUUCUGCAUUCCCACCCCGACCACGCCAUUGCACGCAUACCUUGGAUCCCGUGCGCAGCACAUUGCCUGAGCUUGUUGUUGAGGGACAUUGCUGCACAGCCUUGGGCUAGAUUGGUCAUGACGCGGUCACACAAGAUGGUGAAGUUCAUGAGAAACAAACAGAGGGCGCUCGCGCUGCAUCGGGGCACGGAGCAUGCGCUGGACCUCAGACGACGGGCGGAUACUCGGUUCAGGACUGCUUUCAUGAUGUUCGAGAGGCUGUGGGCACAGAGGUUCGUGCUUGACGAGGUGGUGUCAUCGGAUAAUUGGAGACCUGCACGAUGGGCCGGCGAUGCACGGACUGAGGAGCCGGAGGUCCGCAGACUGUGCAGAUCUGAUUCAUGGUGGCAGCAGGUGAAGAGAGUGAUGGACGCCAUGGAGCCGUGUUACAAUUUCCUCAAGGACAUGGACCGUGAUGGGUCGUCACCGCCUAGUUCGUGGGAUUUGCAGUCAAUCCUUGAGAGGAAGAUUGAUGCUUUGCACUUGGAGGAGCGUGAGAGGGUGGCUAUCAUGGAGAUUGUGGAGGACAGGUGUGCGAUGAUGUGUCAGCCUGCCCAUGCUGCAACUUAUUUGUUGGACCCUCGUCGGCGUGACGAGCGAGCAUCUACAGGAGUCAUGGGUGGUGUCGACCGCGGCUCCAGCCAUGCGACACAGGGAGGGAGACGCAGCUUGUUAUUGACGAGUCGUGUACCCUUGACCAGUCCAACAAGCAUUCCGCCGCGGCCCGGACCUGGAGCCAUCCAUUCACCCCACUCAUCCACGCUCAGUGGGGGCUUUAGUCUUCCCACGUCAGUACGGCCGUCAUCGUCCACGACGAUUUGCACGGCCAUGCGCAGUCCACUUGGGAUGCCCCCGUUGUCGGCACGACGACCAUCAGCCAUCCGCGAUAAUGUCAAGACGAGUCGUGUCGGCAGGAAGAAGAGACAGAGUGAGGACGACGGAGGCGAGGAUCCACCCCCCGCACGCCCCAAAGCAGGCACCGGUCGAGCACGUGGCCGCUCACGUGGCUCCGGCAGAAGACGAGGCAAGCAGCAACAAUCAUGGGCACUGAGUGCACUGGGGGAUGCUCAUGCAGAGACUACUGAUCUUGCGGAGGGGAUCGCUGCAGGCGGCGGUGUGUCAGGCGGUAUCCGUACCAAGUCUCGAGCCGCCGGCAGAGAGAGGCAAAAAACCUCUUCUCGCAUGGUGGACGAUGAUCCGGAUGGUGAUGAUCACGGCAACACAUCAGAUGAGAUGUCCGACAGUGACUGCGCGGACGAGACUCGUCAAAGAGGUCAGGCUGAGGGAGGAGAUGAUGUGAUGACAACUCUGAUGGCACUGGCGACAUGGCAGAUUAGAGGGAUGUGGUGUUGUCGAGUGCAUUCUUCUGCGUGCAUGGGAAGUUGUGGCAUAGUGGGUCUCGAGAGGUGGAUGCAAUGUGCAUUUGUUAAGUGAGAGUGGAGCGUUGGUUGCAGCCAUGGCGGCAGAGAGAGAGAGAGAGAGAGAGAGAGAGAGAGAGAGAGAGAGAGAUUUCGUUGUUGUACUCUAUUUGCUGCACUGGUAG